AAUAUUUUUUAAUUGUUUUAAUUGGGAGGAGGGAGGAGCUUCUUGGGUAGUGCAGAGUGCAGUUGAGAGGUAAGAGGGCAUUUUGGGAAAGAGUGUUGAAAAAGUUUGAGCACCAGAAUGAAGACUACCACCAGCGCCACCAAGUCAGGCUGGCUGACGGGUGUGCAGUGAAGACCAAGGAAAAUGAUAGUGGUUGUUGUCGUUGCAGUUACUCGCCUCUUCUUCCUCUCUCAUUAACUUUAACUUUUGAUGAGCUCCAUACCACCCUCUCGCUCUCACCCAACUUCUCUCUUCAUCGUUUUCUUCUCCUUGUAUCUCUGAUUUUCCGGACAAUGGGACUUAUUUUCUAGGCGUAGUACUAUAGUGUUUCAGUCUCUACUCCCUUUCUUUCUCUGCUUGUCCCUCUCUGUUGUACACUGGUGGUACUACCUAUGGAUACUGCGGAGGAUUGCUGCGUCAAGGUCGCCGUUCACAUCCGUCCGCUCAUCGGUGAUGAACGGCUUCAAGGAUGUAAAGAUUGUGUCACCAUCGUUCCCGGCAAGCCCCAGGUCCAGCUAGGCACCCAUUCAUUCACUUUUGAUCAUGUCUAUGGAAGUAGUGGUUCUCCAUCAUCUGCAAUGUUUGAAGAGUGCAUUGCUCCACUUGUUGAUGGUUUGUUCCAAGGAUAUAAUGCCACUGUUCUUGCCUAUGGUCAGACGGGGUCUGGAAAAACAUAUACUAUGGGAACUGGCUUUAGAGAUGGUUGUCAAACAGGAUUAAUCCCUCAAGUUAUGAAUGCACUGUUCAGCAAGAUAGAAAUGUCAAAGCAUCAAGCUGAAUUUCAAUUACAUGUCUCCUUCAUUGAGAUUCUAAAAGAAGAAGUGCGAGACUUGCUGGAUCCAACAUCUAUGGGCAAACCAGAAACUGCUAAUGGACAUGCUGCAAAAGUAACAGUCCCUGGGAAACCACCCAUACAAAUUCGUGAGAAUUCAAAUGGAGUUAUUACACUGGCAGGGUCAACUGAAGUUGCUGUUAGUACACUAAAAGAGAUGGCUACUUGCUUAGAGCAAGGAUCAUUGAGUAGGGCAACUGGGAGUACAAACAUGAACAAUCAGUCCAGUCGUUCGCAUGCUAUCUUCACAAUCACAUUGGAGCAGAUGCGCAAAGUCCAUCCGGCUUCACCUGGCAAUGCUAACCCAAAUGAAGAUUUGGCUGAGGAGUAUUUAUGUGCAAAGCUCCAUUUGGUAGAUCUUGCUGGAUCAGAGCGUGCUAAAAGGACAGGUUCUGAUGGUCUUCGUUUUAAAGAAGGAGUUCACAUUAACAAGGGGCUUCUAGCACUUGGCAAUGUUAUAAGUGCACUUGGAGAUGAGAAAAAACGGAAGGAAGGCAUGCAUGUUCCUUAUAGGGACAGUAAACUUACUCGACUCUUACAGGAUUCACUUGGCGGAAAUAGCAGAACUGUUAUGAUAGCCUGCAUCAGUCCAGCUGAUAUUAAUGCUGAGGAAACUCUUAACACUCUCAAAUAUGCUAACCGUGCUCGCAACAUUCAGAAUAAGCCUAUUGUUAAUCGAGAUCCAAUUUCCAGUGAAAUGCAAAGGAUGCGUCAGCAACUUGAAUACCUGCAGGCUGAAUUACUUUGUGCUCGUGGGGGAGGAGCUUCAUCUGAUGAAGUCCAGGCUCUCAAGGAAAGAGUUGCUUGGCUAGAGUCCACAAACGAGGAUCUUUGCAGGGAGCUUCAUGUGUACCGCAGCAGAUGUGCUUUAGUGGAGCAAUGCGAAGGAGAUAUUCAAGAUGGUAACACCUGUUUUGUGAGAUACGAUGGACUAAAGAGGGGUUUGCAGAAUAUGGAGUCAUCUGAUUAUCAAAUGGUUGAGACCACAGCAUCAGGUGAAAAUUCCAAGGAAAUUGAUGAAGAAGUAGCAAAAGAGUGGGAGCAUACACUUUUGCAAAAUACCAUGGACAAAGAGCUGAAUGAAUUAAAUAAGCGCUUGGAGCAAAAGGAGUCCGAGAUGAAAAUGUUUGAGGGAUUCGACACUGCUACACUUAAGCAGCAUUUUAGUAAAAAGAUCAUGGAACUUGAGGAUGAGAAAAGAACUGUGCAGCAAGAAAGGGACCGGUUGCUAGCUGAAGUUGAAAGCCUUGCUGCCACUUCUGAUGGACAAACACAGAAAAUGCAAGAUAUUCAUGCACAGAAAUUAAAGGCACUUGAGGCACAGAUUUCGGAUCUCAAAAAGAAACAAGAAAGUCAAGUUCAGAUUUUAAAGCAAAAGCAAAGAAGUGAUGAAGCAGCAAAGCGACUACAAGAUGAAAUACAGUUUAUCAAGGCACAGAAGGUUCAAUUGCAACAUAAGAUAAAACAAGAGGCUGAACAAUUUCGACAGUGGAAGGCCUCUCGUGAGAAGGAGCUGCUGCAGUUGCGGAAAGAGGGAAGGAGAAAUGAGUAUGAACGGCAUAAACUGCAAGCUUUGAAUCAACGCCAGAAAAUGGUUCUUCAAAGAAAGACAGAAGAGGCUGCAAUGGCCACGAAGAGGCUAAAAGAAUUGCUGGAAGCACGCAAGUCUUCAGGACGUGAGAGUUCAGGUUCUGCCAAUGGAAAUAUGCCAAAUGGCCAGAGCAAUGAAAAAUCCUUACAACGGUGGCUUGAGCAUGAGCUAGAAGUCAUGGUGAAUGUUCAUGAAGUUCGUUUUGAAUAUGAAAAGCAGAGCCAAGUGCGAGCUGCGCUAGCUGAAGAAUUAGCUGUAUUGAAGCAAGUUGAUGGGUUUGCUUCAAAGGGCCUCACUCCUCCAAAAGGAAAUAAUGGAUAUUCAAGAGUGUCCUCCAUGUCACCAAAUGCAAGAAUGGCAAGAAUUUCUUCACUUGAAAACAUGCUGGGUAUUUCUUCAAAUACACUUGUAGCAAUGGCAUCACAACUUUCAGAGGCAGAAGAGAGGGAGCGCGCAUUUACAAGCCGUGGACGUUGGAAUCAAUUGCGAACAAUGGGGGAUGCAAAAAGCUUGCUUCAGUACAUGUUUAAUGCGGCUGCAGAUGCAAGGUGCCAGUUGUGGGAGAAGGAAAUUGAACUUAAGGAGAUGAAAGAGCAACUGAAUGAACUCGUAGGCUUACUACGGCAGAGUGAAGCACAGAGAAAAGAAAUUGAAAAGCAGCAAAAGCUGAGAGAACAAGCUGUUGCCAUUGCAUUGGCUACGUCAGCUUCGGGGAACUCACAUGGAUCAUUGAAACACUUUGCUGAUGAUACGAGUGGGCCUUUGUCUCCUAUGUCAGUUCCAGCACAGAAACAGCUCAAGUAUACUCCAGGUAUUGCUAAUGGCUCGGUUAAAGAGUCAGCAGCAUUUCUUGACCAGUCACGAAAGAUGGUUCCAAUUGGGCAGUUGUCAAUGAAAAAGCUGGCAGUUGUAGGACAAUCUGGGAAGCUUUGGAGGUGGAAGAGGAGUCAUCAUCAAUGGUUGUUACAGUUCAAGUGGAAAUGGCAAAAGCCAUGGAGACUCUCCGAGUGGAUCAGGCACAGUGACGAGACAAUUGUAAGGGCAAAACCUCGUCUACAGGCUCUAGCAGAUAUAAUGUGAAAUCUUUAAAAUUGCCAGUUUUUCUUUGCUGCAAAUUCAGCUGUAUCCACCACAUGCCACGCAAUAUUAUGGCACGGAGGGGAAAUCAGAAAUAAGUGAGGAUUGCUGUAAAGUGGUGGUGGGAAAUCGAUGUUUUCAGGUCUUGUCUGAGAUUAGCAAAUCUGAAACUGGACAAACUCUUUGCAAUCUUGGAUUUUGGCAGUGUUUGCUGCACCGGAAGCAUAUUGUAAAGUGGUUUUCAUGUUACCGUUGGGCUUACAAAAGUAGUCAUGGAGGUCAGAAGAAUAGGGUGUUUCAAGUAAAGAAUGAUAUUGGGGGAAGGGGGCAUGGUACAAGAGUAGGUCAUUGUCUUGAUUUUUUGUUUUUAACAACUACAAGGAAAGAGAGGAAAUUCUUGUGUGUUGCAGCAUUGUGUAUCAAAAGUUCUUUGUAAUUUUUCUGUCAUUUUUUAGCAUGGCAAAACUUGUUACAUGUUUAUUGUGGAUAAGCACAAUACUGAUUUUGUUUGAAGAGGUUUGUAUUCAGUAACAUUUCAUUUAUAGUGAAGGGAAAUUCUUUUACAUUUGUCA
This is a messenger RNA of Nelumbo nucifera (sacred lotus), 4111 nucleotides long. RefSeq names its product kinesin-like protein KIN-4A. Gene Ontology annotation, biological process: microtubule-based movement; spindle elongation; mitotic spindle organization. Gene Ontology annotation, molecular function: microtubule motor activity; microtubule binding; ATP binding. NCBI's taxonomy places the organism in Eukaryota, Viridiplantae, Streptophyta, Magnoliopsida, Proteales, Nelumbonaceae. Gene Ontology annotation, cellular component: microtubule associated complex. The record is from RefSeq and is a predicted model, not a curated record.